Molecule: messenger RNA, 2283 nt
Organism: Gamsiella multidivaricata
Lineage: Eukaryota; Fungi; Mortierellomycota; Mortierellomycetes; Mortierellales; Mortierellaceae
Product: microtubule associated protein-domain-containing protein
Exons: 12
Coding region: 142-2283 (713 amino acids)
Biological process (GO): mitotic spindle midzone assembly; microtubule cytoskeleton organization
Cellular component (GO): cytoplasm; mitotic spindle midzone; spindle
Molecular function (GO): microtubule binding
Source: RefSeq, a predicted model, not a curated record
CUCUUCACUCCAUUCCUUCUUCAUUUUCCUCCACCUCUCCACCAUCCCUCUUCCGACUACGGGCCAUGUCUGUUGGUGUGCCCAGAACGGCACAGUUAUUAUUCAUCUUCCAUUAACACCUUACACUCCCCCUUCGUACCCAUGACCUCCAUUCACUACCCCAGCGGAAUGGAACACAUCCUUGCAUCGCCCGUCCAUGUUGAUGUUUGGACAUCUGCUAAGCACCUAUCCCUCAAAGACGCAAGAAUAACAACAGUGGAAUCACCGACUGCUGUGAGUGCUGAUACAGAAUAUACCCUCACAGUGACAUCCCCGUCAACAACAAUGGCCACAACCACGCCACUACUCUCGCCUUCAGAAACCUUGACAGCAGUCCAUUCAGAGGCCACGACCCUGUCACACACUCCGGGGCCUUCAAAAGGCCAACAACAAGACAUCGACCAGGAUGCUGUCAUCUGGCAAGUGCUCGUUGAUCUGGAUCGGUUUGUGGUAGAAGCCAGGAAGGACCAUGUACUGCUCGCCGCAGAGAUCGAGGACCAAAUGAGCACUCUGGAGGGGCAUUGCCACCAGCUCGGACUUGAUCCAGCCAACAUCACGCAUCUCCUGGUCUUUCCUUGCACUGCGCCCAUCACCCUGACCACAAGGCAAGCGCUGCAUCGAGCCUGCGAUGAUCUUUAUCAGGAUAUCCUACGACGGAAAGAAAGGAUCGAGCGAUGGGUCUCCAGGAUCAUUACCAUCGCUGAGAAUAUUCGAGAGUCGCCAGAGCAAUACCUAGAGACGACAAUGCCGCCAAUGUCACGAGCACGGAUCCUACAGCUUGAAAGGACAUAUCGCACACUGGAGAAAGAAUGGAUGGAGCGGUUACAACGGUUUCAAUCAAUGGUUGGCAUGCUCCGCAUACGAUGGGACCAGUGCGCGUAUAUUCCAGCGGACGACUACGAUCAUGCCCUGUGCAAACUCUUUCAGCUUGCAGAAUUGGAGAAUUCAACUAUGGAGCCUUCCUACUUGCAGAUCGAAGCACCCUUGUGCCUUUCCAAGGAAUGUCUAUCGAGCCUUUCAAUAAAACUGGUGGAGCUGGAUCAGAACUUUUAUACUCGCCAAUCAAGGAUCAGAGCCAUGGAGCAUGUCCUUGGCUUAAUAUACCAGGAUCUUGGGACGUCGACCGAGAAGAGAGUCGCCUUCAGGAGCGAGGCAACAGUUAGAUAUGCAGCAGAGCUGGGUAGAGAGUUGAAGGCAUUGCAGCUAGAGCUGACAGCUCGCAAGCUGUACCAAUCAGGAGAGCACUGGAAUGCGCUCUCUGCUGUAUGGGACUCAUGUCUUGUCAGCGAACAGGAACGAGAGAGUUUUCGAUCAACUAUUGAACAGGAUGAUGUAACAUUCAUGGAGAAGCUGGACAGAAUACAAACUGAGAUCGAGAACUGCCACGUGCGAUAUUCAAAAUCCGGGGCGGUCUACAAACUGAUGAUGACGCGGAGUAGCCAUAUCGAGAAAAUGAUCUCGUUCGAGCAUACAGCAAGGGACCCGAAACGCCUCUUCCAAUCCUCGUUCCAGCUUGUGGAGGAAGAAAAGUUCAGGCGUCGUGCUUACCCCACGCUUCUCAAGCUCGAAAGCACGUUGAUUCAGACCAUUGAAAAGUUCGAGAAGGAGCAAGGGGAGAGCUUCAUGUAUGAGGGCGCCCCGUAUCUUGAAACGCUUCAGGCUGAGAUCGAGAAGCGACAUGUUAACGAGACAGUAUUCGCAAAGUUCACACCAAAGAUCGCUGCCCCAACCAGAAGUCAGACUAUCCAAAUCAUGGGCAGACCCAUCUCACCUGGUCCUGCACCAACAAUUUCCGCACCAACACCUCGACCAGCCAAUGCCUCAAGGAUUUCAAGCUCUUCCAUCUGCUCCUUGGAAAGCAAAGGAAGAUCUAGUACACUUCCAGUCCAGACACCGUCAGCACUGUCUUCGUCGCGAGAGUCCCUUCCUGACCUUGUCAAAGAGCAACGGAACAAUGCUCAGGAAGUCGAUGGCGGAUUCGCAUCCUCUCUCAAGUCGUAUCUUCUCUCACACCAGCGGGGUAUUUCCGGGACGUCAACGACUUCAGUAAAUUCAACCCAUUCGCUCAAGUCCAAAUCAUCUGCAUCCUCCUUGUCCCUGGUAUCGACUUCUCCAUCGGCGUCUGUGUCCACUUCGAAUUCGCCCAUGAACGAGCUCGUCAAUGGCGCAAGCUCAUAUUUCGGAUCAUUUUCGUCGUCGUACCUGCCAGUCGAAACUCAAGCGGCGCCUCAAAAGUACUGGUAA